AUGACCAAGACUGAGUGUGUUGGUGGCGUUGGGCUUGGUCGUCGGGUCGGCCUGCAGCAGCUGCCUCGGCGGAGGCUGUGGCGGAGGAUCCUCUGGUGGCGUCAGCCGCUCCUACGCAGGACCCACAAUAGCUUCGGAGGAGGAGGAGGAGGAGGAGGAUCGGAGGAUCCUUUGGAGGCGGAGGCGGAUCCUUCGGGGGAGGAUCCUUUGGAGGUGGAGGAAGCGGUGGCAGAGGAUCCUUCGGCGGAGGGUCCUUCGGUGGAGGCGGCGGUCGCUUCGGUGGCGGAUCUUCUGGCGGAAGGGGCGGUGGUUUCGGCGGCGGAGGAGGAUCCUUUGGAGGAGGAUCCUUCGGCGGGGGUGAGCAACACUUACAGUGGGCCAAGCAAUAACUUUGGAGGCUCUGGCGGAGGCGGGAGGAGGAUUCAGUGGAUCGUUGGAGGAGGAUCGUUUGGAGGAGGAUCGUUUGGCGGCGGAGGCGGCGGGUCUUUCGGAGGUUCAGGCGGCGGGGUAUCUGGCAGUUACCUGCCGCCCUCCGGGAAAUAA
Penaeus vannamei (Pacific white shrimp) is the source of this 543-nucleotide messenger RNA. Lineage: Eukaryota; Metazoa; Arthropoda; Malacostraca; Decapoda; Penaeidae. The record is from RefSeq and is a predicted model, not a curated record.